Messenger RNA from Clunio marinus, 1479 nucleotides. NCBI's taxonomy places the organism in Eukaryota, Metazoa, Arthropoda, Insecta, Diptera, Chironomidae. The record is from the annotation of a GenBank genome assembly.
AUGGAAAAUCCAUUCGAAUUUAGUUUGUUAUUAAACAUUUUCGUGGCGCUAUCAUUUAUAUCAUUUGUAACAUUUUUAAUCUGGAUAUUUCGACGACAAGAUUAUUUUAAAAAUCAUAACAUUCCGUACAUAAAUUCGUUUCCACUUUUGGGAUCAUACACUGACUCGCUAUUUGGUAGAACUUCGUUUUAUUACAAUGUUUUGGGAAUUUGUAAUCGAGCUGAGGUCAAAGAAAAACUUUUCUUUGGAAUAUUUUUGUUUCACAACCCAUGCUUGAUGAUAAAAGAACCUGAAAUCAUUAAAAGAAUUUUGGUCAAGGACUUUCAAAGCUUUAACAAUCGAUAUACAAAUUCAGAUGUGCACGAUGUUCUUGGAUAUUACGAAUUGUUCAUUUUGAAAAAUCCUCUAUGGAAAAAAAUGCGCGGAAAGUUGUCGCCAUUCUUCACAAGUGGAAGAUUAAAGUCAAUGUUUUAUAUUUUGGAUAAAAUCAGCAAUGAUCUUGUCGAUUUCAUUCACAAAAGACUCGAUGAUGAUGAAAAGGUUGAAUUGGAAAUUAAACAUUUAACCGCACUUUAUUCGACUGAUGUAAUUGCUAGUUGCGUUUAUGGGAUUGAUGCAAAGAGUUUGGAGAAUCCAAAAGGAGAAUUUCGUGAAAUCGGUCGACUCAUGUUUGAGCCGACAUUCUGGCGUAUUUUAGAAUAUACGUCGGUCUUUCUAUUACCACAAAUCACCAAACUAUUUGGAUUCAAAGCGUUUACAGAAAAAGGAGACAAGUUCAUUAGAGAGACGGUUACACAAGCGAUGAUUGAGAGGGAGAAAAACAUCGAUAUAUUGAUGGCUCAAGCGGCAGUGUUCUUCCUUGCAGGCUACGAAACUUCAAGUACAACUAAUGCGUUUGCCAUGUACGAGAUUGCAAAAAGCAAAGAAAUUCAAGAUCGCCUUAGAAACGAAAUUCGAGAAGUUCUUGUAAAAAAUGACGGUAAAGUGACAUACGAUUCGAUAAUGAAUGCAACAGAGAUUCCUUAUUUGAAUCAAAUAAUCAAUGAGACUCUUCGAUUGUAUCCGAUUUUACCAAUCCUUGAUAGAGUUUGUACAAAAUCUGAUGGGUAUUCAUUGGAACCUUUUAGUGACUUUAAAAUUCCUUGUGGAAUGCCAAUUCAUAUUCCGGUUUAUGCAAUUCAUCUUGAUGAAAAGAAUUUCCCUGAACCUUUGAAAUUUGAUCCUGAAAGAUUUUCCCAGGAUAACAUUCAAAAUAUCAAACCGUUCACAUUCUUCCCAUUUGGUCAUGGCCCACGAAAUUGCAUCGGUGAACGUUUCGGAUUAAUGCAAGUGAAAACUGCCAUCGUAAAAGUUCUUAAAGAUUUCAGAUUGGAACCAUCACCACGAACGCCAAUGGAAAUUGUUAUAGAAAAGAAAGCUUUCUUGAUUCAAUCAGACAAAGAAUUGCUUGUGGAUUUAAUUAAAGAUCCUUUGUAUUGA